Molecule: messenger RNA, 966 nt
Organism: Gekko japonicus
Lineage: Eukaryota; Metazoa; Chordata; Lepidosauria; Squamata; Gekkonidae
Product: olfactory receptor 5V1-like
Exons: 1
Coding region: 1-966 (321 amino acids)
Biological process (GO): G protein-coupled receptor signaling pathway
Cellular component (GO): membrane
Molecular function (GO): G protein-coupled receptor activity; olfactory receptor activity
Source: RefSeq, a predicted model, not a curated record
AUGGCCAAUGUGGAGCCCGUGGCAGGUGGUAACGAAACGCAGGUGAUGGAAUUCAUCUUCCUCGGCUUCUCUGGAAUCACAAGGGGCCACACCUUCCUAUUUCUGGUCUUCUUAGCAAUCUACUUGGCUACCGUAAUUGGGAACACCACGAUACUCACCCUGAUCCAGCUGGACUCCCGCCUUCACACCCCCAUGUACUUUUUCCUCAGCCACCUGUCCUGCUUGGAUAUUUGCAACUUAUCCGUCACUGUUCCCAAGAUCCUGGCAAACUUCUUGAGCCAGAAAGCAGCCAUUUCAUACAACCAGUGCAUGGCCCAGAUGUUCUUCCUGAUGACCUUUACAGGAACAGAGUCCGCCUUGCUGGCCGUCAUGGCCUAUGACCGCUAUGCUGCCAUUUGCCAACCACUGCACUACAGUAAUCUCAUGAGCAGCCAGGUCCGUGUCCCUCUGGCCAUUUUUUCAUGGCUCUGGGGCUUAGUGGACUCGGCCAUUCACACUGCCCUGACCACCAAUGUGUCCUUCUGUGGGGCCAACCAGAUCAACCACAUAUUCUGUGAUGUUCCACCGCUCCUUAAAAUCGCCUGCAGUGACACCUACAUCAAUGAGAUGGUCCUUCACACAGCCAGCAUCUUUGUGGGCUUCAGUCCAUUCCUACUUGUCGUUGUCUCGUACGUCUACAUCGUGUCUACAAUCCUGCGGAUCCGUUCCAACACUGGCCGGCGCAAGGCCUUCUCCACGUGUGCUUCCCACGUGGUGGUGGUAAUAAUCUACUUUGGGAUGAUCAAUCUGAACUACAACCGCCCCAGUGCUGGCUACUCCUUGGAGAUCGACACCCUGAUCUCCACACUCUACUGUGUCCUCACACCCCUUCUGAACCCUCUCAUCUACAGUUUCCGCAACGAGGAUGUGAAGAAGGCCCUGGGCAAGGCCCUGGGUAAGGAAUACGCUUCCCCAGCCAAACAGUGA